Molecule: messenger RNA, 719 nt
Organism: Prorocentrum cordatum
Lineage: Eukaryota; Dinophyceae; Prorocentrales; Prorocentraceae
Source: the annotation of a GenBank genome assembly
AGGCGCCGCUCCGGAGGCCGCUGCCCGCGUGCCGCGAGGUGCCCCCGCUGGUGUUGCCAACCCCCUCGGACGGGCCGCCGCCGAGGCUGCGGGGCUCAGGGACCGCGCUGGCGCCCUGGCCCUGCGGCAGGGCGGCCAUGGACGAGGACGAGGACUGAGCCUUGCGUCUUCGCGCUGGAGGCCAUCGGCGGAGGGCUGGCGGACGAGGCGGGCGGGGAGCUCACUGGCGACGCGGGGUUCCAGCACGAGCUGGGCGCCAUCUACAGCUACAGCGACGGGGACUGCGUCGGCAAGGGCUCGGACGUCGGCGACCGCGUGACCUCGAGCUUCGUCUCGGCGGGGCACCGCAGCAGCACAAGCAGCGUGCUGCCCCCCAGCCUUGGCGCAAGCCCGGUGCUGCUGUCCGCGAUCGAGCGGCUCGCCGGCACACCCGAGCUCCCGCGCGGCAGGGCGGGGCCAGGGCCCUGAGCGCGACCCGCUCGGCGGGCGCAGUCGGCGCGGUAGCCAGCGCAGCCGGCGCGAGGCCAGGCGAGACCUCUCGGUGGGGCCGAGCGGUUCCGGCGGUUCCAGCGGUUCCAGCGUGCUGAGGUCCGUACGGUUUUAGCGGCUCCAGCUCUGGUUCCAGCGGCUCCGUCCGUGUUCCGUUUUUGUCUUCGCCCUGUGCAGCCACCCCCCGCUCCAGCGGUUACCCUCCUGCUUUGCUGCGCGGUCGAGAAAAG